Telopea speciosissima is the source of this 1574-nucleotide messenger RNA. RefSeq names its product U-box domain-containing protein 40-like. Gene Ontology annotation, cellular component: cytoplasm; nucleus. The record is from RefSeq and is a predicted model, not a curated record. The coding region runs from base 142 to 1452 and encodes 436 amino acids. Gene Ontology annotation, molecular function: protein binding. NCBI's taxonomy places the organism in Eukaryota, Viridiplantae, Streptophyta, Magnoliopsida, Proteales, Proteaceae. The transcript has a single exon.
UGUCUGGUUUGGUUUGUUUGGUUUACGAACGACGACAAAGAUGGGAUUUCUAUAUUACGAAUUCUUGAGAAACCGGACAAGUACUUCGUUAAUCUCUGAAUUCUCGAAGAACGUAGGAGAGAUUAGGGAGAGAUAUUAAAGAUGGGAAACAAUAAGCACAGGUUGAAGGUCGCCGUUAAAUCGACUAUUCUCGACUGGUGGUGCCGUGCUAAUGGCUUUGAAAUGCCAACACCCCCAGAGCUCAGAUCCGCGGAGAAGCUCGCUCGUGCACUAAUACCGCCUGAGAAAUCAACCCUCAAAUGCAAGAUAAAAGAAGAAGAAGCAGAGAAGAAAAAUUUAUCGGUGUCGGAGGAGGAGGAGUUGCUUAAAGGAGUGUCGGAGAAGCCUCCAGUCACAUUUUCUGAUGCAGGGACGGAGUUAAAUCGCCGACCGACUCACUUCUACACUAGCUCCGAGGAAUCGGUAAGUACGGCAAUUCCCGACACACCUUCAUCUUCUUCGUCGUCCAACAACGUUACAGACGAGUCUCUAAACCCAAUGUCCCCUGAAGAGGAGGAGAUCUUCGUCAAGCUCAAGAGUUUACAAGUGUUCGAGCAAGAGGAAUCCGUGAUCUCACUGAGAAAGAUCACCAGAACCAACGUAGAUAUGAGGGUUCCGCUCUGUACCCUACGAUUGCUUUCAGCGUUAAAAUCUCUGCUGACCUCACGCUACUCUGUCAUCCAAAUAAACGCGGUGGCAUCGCUGGUGAAUCUCUCGUUGGAAAAGAUCAAUAAGGUAAAGAUCGUACGGGCGGGGAUCGUCCCACCAUUGAUCGAUGUGUUGAAGGGAGGGUUCACUGAAGCGCAGGAACACGCUGCGGGUGCCCUCUUCAGCCUGGCUCUUGACAAUGAGAACAAGAUGGCCAUAGGUGUAUUAGGCGCGUUGCCACCGCUGCUCCACAUGCUCCGGUCGGAGAGCGAGCGGGCUCGGCACGAUUCGGCGCUCGCUCUCUACCAUCUUUCGCUGGUUCAGAGCAACCGCUCCAAACUCGUGAAGCUGGGUUCUGUGCCGACGCUGCUAGCCAUGGCAAGGGGAAGAGACCUCGCAAGCAAGGCUCUGCUUAUACUCUGCAACUUAGCGGCAUGUGCAGAGGGGCGGACCGCAUUGCUCGAUGCGAACGCGGUGCAAUGCUUCGUGGAGAUGUUGAGGAGAAACGAGUUAAACUCGGAAACGAUUCGGGAGAACUGCGUGGAGGCGUUGUACGCCCUGAGUCAAGGGAGUUUGAGGUUUAAAGGGCUGGCGGAGGAAGCGGGAGCUGCAGAGGUGUUGAGAGAGGUGGAAGAGAGAGGGAGCGAACGAGCCAGGGAGAAGGCUAAGAGGAUCUUACAUGCUUAUAUGACCGUAAUUUUUCUUGACGGAAAGAAUGUAACUCUUGGUUAUGUUGUGGGUCUGAGAAAACCUGCACAGGAUUAACAUGGUUACAUGUUAAUUUCUGUGCAGAGAACAAAAAUUUGUUCUUAAAGAUUGUAAUUAUAGUAACUGUUAGUCUGUUACCGGUGAUCAAUGCUAUGAUGCAAAUCAGGUACAUUUUUGUU